Aphanomyces astaci is the source of this 321-nucleotide messenger RNA. RefSeq lists its product as hypothetical. NCBI's taxonomy places the organism in Eukaryota, Oomycota, Saprolegniomycetes, Saprolegniales, Verrucalvaceae. The transcript has 2 exons. The record is from RefSeq and is a predicted model, not a curated record. The coding region runs from base 1 to 321 and encodes 106 amino acids.
AUGUCCGGCCUCGUUGCCCCGGAGACCCUGCCCCUGACCGACGACAUUCUCAAGUUUACCGAUCACGCCACUGCCCAUUUUUUGCCGCUCGCCGACCAUGAGCGACGAACGUGGAACGAUGAUACCGCUAUCAACCCGCGGAUUUGUUUGGCCUCAGUGUCACCACCCCGUCCGCUCCGCCACCAGAGCGCUCAAGCCAUCCUGGAUGCGCUUGACAGCCUCGACGCUUUCUUCCUCCCAGCUGCCUACGGCUCUCCUACAGCAUCCCAAUACUUUAGUUGCGCCAAACGAUUUUGCACCGCUCUCAAUCGACGUUCCUAA